CGUUACCUGACUAUUCCAGGACUGAUUCCUCCAUCCCACUUCACGCCCAGACGACCAGACGACCAGACGACAAAGCGAUCCCAGCCAGCUGAAUUGUCUUAUUUGCAUUUCUUCUUGUCCUUCAUUUGCUUCUUUUUGCAAAUCGCAAUACACCCCGCCCACCAUGUCGCGCAUCAACCAACCCUCCAACCAGAUCCGGCUCACCAACGUGUCGCUCGUCCGCCUCAAGAAGGGCAAGAAGCGCUUUGAACUGGCCUGCUACAAGAACAAGCUCCUCGAGUGGCGCUCCGGUAUCGAGACGGACCUCGACAACGUCCUGCAGAUCCCCAACGUCUUCCUCAACGUCUCCAAGGGCCAGACCGCACCCCGCGAGGACCUCGACAAGGCCUUCGGCAAGGGCAAAGCCGUCAACGACAUUAUCCUCGAGAUCCUACGUAAAGGCGAGAUGCAAGUCGGAGAAAAGGAACGCGCGGCCCAACUCGAACGUGUUCACAACGAGGUCGUCAGCAUUGUCGCCAGUAAACUCGUCGACCCACGCACCAAACGAGUAUAUACCUCCGGCAUGAUUGAGAAGGCACUCGACAUGCUGAGCUCCCAGGCGCACGCUACCACCGACAAGAGCGCUGCCGGCAGCGGGACUGGGACGCCGGCGACUGGUGACGAUGGCGAGGCCAAGCCCCGAGUCAAGGACCACAACUGGACUGGUGUGGUUACGACUAAGAACGCAAAGAGCCAGGCCCUCGACGCCAUGAAGGCCCUGAUCGCCCACCAGCCCAUCCCGGUUGCGAGGGCGCGCAUGAGGUUGCGAAUUGCUUGCACUACCAAUGUCCUCAAGCAGUCUGUCAAGGGAGGUGCUAAGGGAGCAAACAGGGAUGACGAGGGCGAGCAAAAGGCCCCCGGAACAGUCAAGGAUAUGAUUCUGGGAUUCGUUGAGCAGGUCGAGAGCCAGGACGUGGUAGGCUCUGAAUGGGAAGUAGUAGGAUUCGUCGAGCCGGGAGCUUUGAAAGCCCUGUCCGACUUUGUUGGCAACGAGACAAAGGGUCAAGGACGAGUCGAGGUUCUAGACAUGGCCGUCACUCAUGAAGAUUAAGAUGAUGAAAACAAGAUA
Molecule: messenger RNA, 1108 nt
Organism: Ilyonectria robusta
Lineage: Eukaryota; Fungi; Ascomycota; Sordariomycetes; Hypocreales; Nectriaceae
Product: putative ribosome maturation protein SDO1
Exons: 1
Coding region: 164-1090 (308 amino acids)
Biological process (GO): cytosolic ribosome assembly; ribosome biogenesis
Source: RefSeq, a predicted model, not a curated record